Molecule: messenger RNA, 351 nt
Organism: Lolium perenne
Lineage: Eukaryota; Viridiplantae; Streptophyta; Magnoliopsida; Poales; Poaceae
Product: protein ELF4-LIKE 3-like
Biological process (GO): positive regulation of circadian rhythm; entrainment of circadian clock
Source: RefSeq, a predicted model, not a curated record
AUGGAGAACGGCAACGACAUCAACAACGACGGUGGGAAGGUGUUUCCGAACGGGGGAGAUGAGAAGGGGAAGGCGGUGCAAGCACUGGAGCGGAUCUACGGCGAGGUGCAGGAGCUUCUGGAGCGCAACCGGAUGAUAAUCCGGGAGAUCGGCGAAAUCCACGAGGCACAUGAGACCGGAGGCCUCAACCGUGAUACAACCCUCCUCCGCGAGUUCAAUAUCAACAUCGCCCACAUCAUGGAGAUCUACUCCGACAUCUCCUCCUCCUUCUACCUCUCCCUCGCCAAGGGCUCCCCCGCCGUCGACGACACUACGAAGGGAGGUCAGGAGGGGCUUCACCCUCCGCAGUAG